UUCUUUUCGUUGAAAUGGAAAUUAAGUUUCCAUUUUCCCUCAUCAUCAUCACUUUCAUCACCCUUCUCUUCCUCUCAUUCAACUUAAUCAAGAACGUUACAAAGAAAUCCAAGAAAAGUAGUAGUGUGAGUGUCGGCGGAAAAGUGCCGCCGGGACCGUGGAAAUUACCAUUUAUAGGAAGCAUCCACCAUCUGGUAGGGUCAGCACCACCCAAUCAUGUUCUAAGAGAUUUAGCUCGGAAACAUGGCGGCAUAAUGCAGCUCCAGCUGGGGGAGAUUUCCGCGGUGGUGAUAUCCACUCCCCGGGCGGCGAAACAAGUUCUGAAAACCCAUGACGUGGCCUUCGCCAGCCGCCCGGAAAUCCUAGCCUCCAAGAUUAUGAUGAACAACGAAGACAUCGCGUUUGCUCCGUACGGCGAGUACUGGCGACAGAUGCGCAAAAUCUGCACCUUGGAGCUCCUCAGCGUGAAGAUGGUGUCGUCGUUUUCGCCCAUCCGGGAAGACGAGGUUUCCAAGAUGGUUCAGUGCGUGAAAUCGUGUUCGGGUUCGGGAUCGGGAUCGCCACUCAACCUGACGGAGAAGAUCUUUCAGUAUACCAACGCGGUGGUUUGCCGAGCCGCAUUUGGGACGAAAUUCAAGGAUGAAUUGGGAGUUGUGUCGCUGAUAAAUGAAGGGGUUGCCUUGGCUGGAGGUUUCGACGUGGCUGAUCUUUUCCCUUCUCGGAGAUUUCUGCAUCUACUCACUGGGAUGGAGGCCAGACUGAGGAAGCUGCGCCGUAGAACUGAUCAAAUAUUUGAUCAAAUCAUCGAGCAGCAUAGACAGAAGCGCAAGGUCGACGGAUUUUGCGACGAAGAUAUAGUUGAUGUGCUUCUUAGACUCUAGGAAAAGGGUGGCUUUAACUUCCCAAUCACAACCGACAACAUCAAAGCUGUCAUUCAGGUCAGGGAGCAUUAGUCAAUCAUAAAGUCAGGUGGUAAAAGUGCUCUACCUAGAGAUUGGAGGUUUGAUCCUUAAACACUUGGGUUUGAGCCGGUCAAUUAUGAUUAUCUGUACAGUAAUUCGCUUUGCUUGUAAAUAUGUAUUUACAAAGUUCUGGAGGAAUGAUGUAAACGAUGAUUUUCAUUUAACAAAAAAAAGACAGAAAAGAAAAAAUCA
Ipomoea triloba (trilobed morning glory) is the source of this 1154-nucleotide messenger RNA. Its product is annotated as premnaspirodiene oxygenase-like. Bases 15 to 881 code for a protein of 288 amino acids. The transcript has a single exon. The record is from RefSeq and is a predicted model, not a curated record. Gene Ontology annotation, molecular function: heme binding; oxidoreductase activity, acting on paired donors, with incorporation or reduction of molecular oxygen; iron ion binding. Lineage: Eukaryota; Viridiplantae; Streptophyta; Magnoliopsida; Solanales; Convolvulaceae.